Dromaius novaehollandiae (emu) is the source of this 869-nucleotide messenger RNA. RefSeq names its product Sin3A associated protein 18 (gene SAP18). Gene Ontology annotation, molecular function: transcription corepressor activity; transcription factor binding. The record is from RefSeq and is a predicted model, not a curated record. Gene Ontology annotation, cellular component: nucleus. The transcript is spliced from 4 exons. NCBI's taxonomy places the organism in Eukaryota, Metazoa, Chordata, Aves, Casuariiformes, Dromaiidae. The coding region runs from base 84 to 545 and encodes 153 amino acids. Gene Ontology annotation, biological process: negative regulation of DNA-templated transcription.
CGCUCCUCUCGCGAGACUUGAGCCCAUCUCGCGAGACAUCUGGGGCUCCGCCCGAGGCUGGGGCGGCCCGUGGCGGCGGCAAGAUGGCGGUGGAGUCGCGCGUCACCCAGGAGGAGAUCAAGAAGGAGCCUGAGAAGCCGAUCGACCGCGAGAAGACGUGCCCGCUGCUGCUGCGCGUCUUCACCACCAACAACGGGCGGCACCACCGCAUGGACGAGUUCUCCCGCGGCAACGUGCCCUCCAGCGAGCUGCAGAUCUACACCUGGAUGGAUGCAACUCUAAAAGAGCUGACGAGUUUAGUGAAAGAGGUCUACCCAGAAGCACGGAAGAAGGGCACGCACUUCAAUUUUGCAAUUGUUUUUACAGAUCUCAAGAGGCCUGGAUACAGGGUGAAGGAGAUUGGCAGCACGAUGUCAGGUAGGAAGGGCACAGAUGACUCCAUGACAUUGCAGUCUCAGAAAUUCCAGAUAGGAGACUACUUGGAUAUAGCAAUUACUCCUCCAAAUCGUGCACCACCCCCAUCCAGCCGCAUGAGACCAUACUAAACUGUUGCUUCUUUGUAUGACUACAUUUUCAGUUUAUUCCUUCUUGCUGUUCUAAAGCAGGCUUACUUUUUGCUUUUGUUGCUAAGCAAGAACACCUGAAAACAAAGCUAAGCAUCAGAAAUGAGUUAACUUUUAAACCUUAAUUUUUACUGAAUUUCUUUAGAAGGGAGACUUUUUAGAAGCAUCAUCAUCCUUUUCCUCAUUGUUAUAGUUUGAAAAGUAAGUUUGUGUGUCCAAUGUUUCAAGACUUCUGUAAAAUAUGACCAGAAAUAUUGCAGGUGUUCUGCAGUUCUGUCUUGUUUGGAAUAAAGAUUGAUGUUGUUA